ACAUGGCAAGCUGAGCCACCACCACCAGCGGUCACAGUCUCUGAACCGCGGAGUACGGGCUGGCCAGUGGAGUUCGACACGAGGGGCGCCCAGUGAUCUUGGCGGUGCAGCUGGUGAUAUGUGGUGACAAAGGGGGGCCCAGCAGUGCCAGUGCUCAGCAGCAUCGAUGGGCAACAAGCUCAGCUGCUCGUGCGCCCCUAUUCUGCGGAAGGCGUAUCGGUACGAAGACUCGCCGUGGCAGACGUCGAGGAGACGAGACGGACAUCUGUUGAGGUUAUGGGCGGAGGUUUUCCACGUAUCAGCAAGUGGCGCGGGAACUGUUAAGUGGCAGCAAGUCAGUGAAGAUCUCGUGCCAGUCAACAUAACCUGUAUUCAAGAUUCACCGGAGUGUGUUUUCCACAUCACAGCCUAUAACUCGCAGGUGGACAAGAUUCUGGAUGUGCGACUUGUACAACCUGGAACAAGAAUAGGACAAGCUUCAGAUUGCUUUGUUUACUGGAAAGAUCCCAUGACCAAUGACACGUGGGGUUUGAAUUUCACCAGCCCCAUCGACGCGAAGCAGUUCAGGGAAUGUUGUUCGCCGUCGUUCAAGUUUUCCCGCAAGGCUUCCUCGUCGUACUCAUUGAAGCUGGAGCCGCCCAACAAGCAGAAGUUCAAAACGAAGAGGAAACCCCUCAGCACGCCCGCCUCGCCGAGCCGGCCGGCCAGAGAACCGCAGUGCACGUGCAUGACUUCCGAGCAAUACGCAAGACUGAAAGCGCAGGAUCCGAGAUACAGGGGAUCUUCCACCCUACCUAGGGCAACAACACGAACGACUGACACAGACGGACGGACGGAUAAAGUUACAGCUGCAACUUCUUCUACUAGCCUCUACGAUAAUGUUGGUGCUACUCAGACUGGAUCUACACAAGGUGAAUACACACAAG
Molecule: messenger RNA, 926 nt
Organism: Leptinotarsa decemlineata (Colorado potato beetle)
Lineage: Eukaryota; Metazoa; Arthropoda; Insecta; Coleoptera; Chrysomelidae
Gene: sif
Product: guanine nucleotide exchange factor still life
Biological process (GO): activation of GTPase activity; small GTPase-mediated signal transduction
Molecular function (GO): guanyl-nucleotide exchange factor activity; protein binding
Source: RefSeq, a predicted model, not a curated record